AUGUCAUCCAUUGUUACACCAUUACCUGCAACUGGAGGAAGAAGAAUACCUUCAAAAUCACAUAAUCAUAAAACUAGCAAUGAUUCUACGAUUAUUACGUCAUUUGUGUCUGGUAUGGAUCCAGUGACCAAAGUAGUCCAACCACCAGUUACCGGAGAAUUAUCAUCUUCACCAAAGCUUAAUUCCAGUUCCAGUCACAAUACAAAAUUAUUUGCAAGCACCUACUCUCCACCUCAACCAACUCACUCUGAACGUCACGCUUCAAGUAGCCAUACAAUCAACCAACCAAGAUAA
Messenger RNA from Heterostelium album PN500, 294 nucleotides. RefSeq lists its product as uncharacterized. The coding region runs from base 1 to 294 and encodes 97 amino acids. The transcript has 2 exons. Lineage: Eukaryota; Evosea; Eumycetozoa; Acytosteliales; Acytosteliaceae. The record is from RefSeq and is a predicted model, not a curated record.